GAUCAAUUACUGGGAUCAUUGAACCUGAGCUUUAAGAUCCAGUGGGGUCCCCUGCCCCCAGAGUCCCCACUCCUCUGUAGAGCCAACCCAGGUGGUUUUGCAGAUCGAACACGUCUGCUGCCAUUAUAUUUGCUUUUCUUUUUUCUUCUGCAGUUCGGUGUUCAACCAUAAUAUGCCUUUCAUUUUCUUCACCAUCCUAAGUACGCAUCCUCUUCAUCACCACCACCAUCUCAACGUUGACAUAGAAUCUACACUAUAUUAUAAGCACCCAGCAGCACCCUUCUUCUUCCUCUAAUUUCCUCUGCACACCCAACUCUUGGCUCUGAAAUUUCCAGCUUCCAUAAUCCUAUUUAUUUAUUUAUAAUUUUAAUUUUAAUCUUUUUUUUCUUGGGUUUCUUGGUAUUGGAUUGGGCGAUCGAGGUCUUUGUGUUUGUCAGUUUGUCACAUCCCUUUGAUUCUUGACGUGCGUUGGUGAACGUGAAAGGGUCAGAGACCAUUAACUGGGUGUGCAGAGUAAAAGGCCGUCCCUAAUAAUAGGGGACCCCCAAAACCUCAGCCUCCACGUCACCUUCUGUCACCAUACCCCCUGUAUUCAUAUUUAGAGCUCCAUAGAGCAAACCCAUCGGCAUUAAAGUUCCAUUUUGCACCUGAAACACCCAAAAACAGAGCAACCCAACAAAAAACAGAGCAAAUCAACGGAAGGGUUCUUAUAAAUUUGGAGUCUUGAGAUCACAUUCGAGAUGGGUAAUUGCCAAGCGGCGGAGGCGGCGACGGUGCUGAUUCAGCACCCGGGAAGCAACAAGGUGGAGAGAAUUUACUGGUCUGUGAGCGCCCAUGAGGUCAUGACUUCCAACCCAGGCCACUACGUGGCUCUUCUCAUCGCCUCUCCCACCAUGAAGUCUGAGAAUGGGGCCCCUGUGAAGCAGCUCAAGCUUCUCAGACCAGACGACACUCUGCUUAUUGGACAGGUUUAUCGCCUCAUCAGUUUCGAAGAUGUGUUGAAGGAGUUUGCUGCUAAAAAAUCUGUGAAGCUGGGGAAAUUGCUGAAGGAUACAGGCGGGCCUGGCCUGGAAAUGAGGAUGAAAGACUUGGGUGGUCCGAAUCCAAAUCCAAAUUUGAAGUCCGAGAACCACAACUCCAUCAAGAUGGAGCGUGUGAGAAGCAAUGGUGGCAGCAGUAGCACAAGCAGCAGCUACAGAAAUGUGGCAAGGAAUCACGGAGGUGGAGGUGGUGGUGUUGGGGGGCAAUGGAGGCCAGCCUUGCAGAGCAUUGCAGAGAUUGGAACUUGAAAUAUAUAUACGCACCACAUGUACGAUCAUGAAUCAUGAUCUCAUCAGAGCCCUUGAUUUCUCUGCAUGUCAAUUUCUCUCCCACCAAUAAAUUCGAAAAACCAUCAGAGCAGCAGCAGCUCUUUCUCCAGUACCUUCAUAUUCUCUUUUGCUGUUUUAGACGAUAGGCCUUUGCUAGCUAUAGUCCGAUAGGGUUCCAGAGUUUGAUGUCAUGUAUGUAACUCGUUCAACUUGGACACGUAUACGACUCUUGCAGAUUAGAUUAACCCUUUUCUUUGAUUGUAAUUAGCUGCAAGUCAUGCACUUAAUUUCCAUUUUGUUAGGUUAA
This is a messenger RNA of Prunus persica (peach), 1617 nucleotides long. RefSeq lists its product as uncharacterized. The coding region runs from base 741 to 1289 and encodes 182 amino acids. NCBI's taxonomy places the organism in Eukaryota, Viridiplantae, Streptophyta, Magnoliopsida, Rosales, Rosaceae. The transcript has 3 exons. The record is from RefSeq and is a predicted model, not a curated record.